Caenorhabditis briggsae is the source of this 789-nucleotide messenger RNA. Lineage: Eukaryota; Metazoa; Nematoda; Chromadorea; Rhabditida; Rhabditidae. Gene Ontology annotation, cellular component: acetylcholine-gated channel complex. The transcript is spliced from 3 exons. Bases 1 to 789 code for a protein of 262 amino acids. The record is from RefSeq and is a predicted model, not a curated record.
AUGCUCCGAUUCCUGAUACUCUUUGCCACGUGCCAUACCGUAAUCCAGAGUGGAUUCCCUGAUUAUACACCCUACACAUAUCCCGAUUCAAUGACACAAUCUGAACUGUGCGGUCAGACAAAACCAUCGUUUUUCUGCGACCCAAAUAAUAUUGUGUCAUGGAAAAAAGUCGUGAGUAAAGAUGGAAACGAAACAAUAGAAGAAGAAGAGAGUUUUAUGGAGAAGGAAUUACUGUAUGUUCGUGGUGAGACAAAUUGCUCAUGUCUCCGUCCAGCGAUGUGUUUGAAAUCUCCACCUCGAGGAUUCACCAUCUCCAUUGCAGUUGUAGGAAAAAUGCAUUUGGAUCACAAUGAGACUUCUCGUGACUCGAUUCUUCAAGCCGCCAAAAUUUUCGCCGACGUCAUCAGAGACCGUCAGAAUCGUGGCCAGUGUGACGACGAUAUGGUGAUUUUUUUGUCAACUAAAGAUGAAGUUGUCUACACAUCAAUUGGUUCUUCUAUAAGAAUUGAUGAUUCGGUGAUCAAGAGAAUAGCGGAGCAAGGAGAGAUAUUUUUCAAGAAAGAGCAGUAUCGGGAAGGAUUGGAAUGGAUGACCAAGCAGUAUAAACAUGUGCUGAAGCAUGAGAAAAUCGAGAACCUCUGGAAAUGGCCUCUUCCUGAAUGGGUUCUUAUUGCUCUUGUCUUUUUUGUACUUGUGAUCAUCGUGGCUCUACUCGUCACACUAAUCUACUGUUGUAUUCGUUUCUAUCGCCGGGAUCGUCGCGACGAAUAUUCUAUGGUUGAGAACUAA